CGAUUGGAGAAGAGAACCAAGUACACAAAUCAAUCUUGUCAUGAAGCAUCAAAUCAGUGAGCUGUGAAGGAGCGUGGCUUCUAUGCAACAACAUUUCGAAGAAGAGAGAAUACGGAAGGAGAACCGCCUGAGACAUAAACAAGAAAAGGAGGAAGAGUUGAAGCUCGAAGAAGAGAUGCAGAUCCGUGAAGAGGAGGAACGAGCCAUCCGGGAAGAAAAAACACGAAAGAAGAAAGAAAAACGACGUCGUGAGGCGGAACAGAAAACGAAAUUGAAGAAGGACCUGAAUAUGCAGUUGGUAUUACGGUUCGGCGAGUUAGAGGAGAAAUUCGUCAACAAGAUGCGACAAGCGGUAGUGGAACUACAAAAACCUCCCAGUGGGAAAGGCAAGGUGGUACGGCAUGAGCCGGAGUACAGUGGCAGCAGUGGGGAAAGUGAAGCCAGUAUUACGCAGGAGUUAAGUGAAAGGACGGCGAAGUUGGUCAUUUCGGAGAAACGAAAGAGGGGACCGGAGAAAGCAGUUGGUAAUAGCCCGCCGAUGGAAUCGCCUGCUAAGCGAACACCUAAGCAAGGGCGGAAACCUGCCACUUACGCAGGAAGAAUGACCCAAGCGCGCACGAAGAUUAUCAAGUCGUCGGGAUCAGCCAAGCGGAAGACACUUGUUCGUAUGCCGUUGUCGGCAAGGAAGAAGAAGAUCUUGCCACUGAUCCCAAGGACUGUGACCCCCGACGCAAAAGGAGCACUUGCUCGUUACAAGUAUCGCAAUUUGAUGAUGAUGGAAUUGAAACAACUGGACGCCAGCGAACUGCAACGAAUAUGCCGAGAGAAAGGAGUUUCAUGUGACGGGAAAGUGGACACAAUUUUUGACAUCGCGGAUCAUCGCAUAUACCUACACUUCGGUGACGACCAAGCUCCAGGAGGAUUACCAAAGUCUAUCCGGAUCGAAGAUUCGGAGGCAGCAGGGCCUCCUGAGCAGGAAGACGAGGAAGUUACGAUCUAAUGGGACCUACGAGUGCCUCAGUUGUGGGCGAUUUGUCGAUUCAUUGCAAAAUGGAGAUGUGACGGAGGGGCGUCCGAUGCUCGGAUUGA
This is a messenger RNA of Chara braunii, 1089 nucleotides long. NCBI's taxonomy places the organism in Eukaryota, Viridiplantae, Streptophyta, Charophyceae, Charales, Characeae. The record is from the annotation of a GenBank genome assembly.